Messenger RNA from Arachis stenosperma, 716 nucleotides. Its product is annotated as protein BOLA1, chloroplastic. Lineage: Eukaryota; Viridiplantae; Streptophyta; Magnoliopsida; Fabales; Fabaceae. The transcript has a single exon. Bases 209 to 523 code for a protein of 104 amino acids. The record is from RefSeq and is a predicted model, not a curated record.
GCUCACCGCAUUUUUCCUUCUCUUCUGUUUUCUGCAUUUUCCGAUUAGGGUUUUCCUUUUUCCCUAAAGUUGCACCUUGCACCAACUACUCUUUCAUUAGGUUCUUUCGUUUUAAUCAUUUUUUCUUUCCAAUCCGAUCCUCUAAAUUCAAAUUGCGAUAUCUACGGUGCCCGCAAAACCCCAAAUUCAAAACCUUUUUCUCCUUUCCAUGGCUUCUCGGGGAGCUAGCGUGGUACUUUCAAGGGCCAACAGAAUAAAGUCGAAGCUGCAAACGGCGCUAGAAGCCACCGUCUUGGAGGUAGACGACGUGUCGUAUCAGCACGCCGGACACGCCGCCGUUAAAGGAAACUCCGAUAACGAGACUCAUUUCAACGUGAAGAUCGUUUCCCCAAAAUUCGAUGGGCAGAGCCUCGUAAAACGACACCGUAUGGUGUACGACCUCCUCGCCGACGAGCUCCAAUCAGGGUUGCACGCUAUCUCCAUCGUCGCCAAGACACCCCAGGAAACCACCGGCGCCAAAUAAUGCGAAAGUUCCAAGCUUUUGAAGGGGUGAGUGCCCAAAGUUUGAAUCUUGUCCCUCUUUUAUGCUAACCCGUUUAAAUUUAGGCUAUUGAUAUAAUCAAAGCUUGAGGCUUUAGUGUUGAUGUAAUAUCUUAUUGUUCAAUAAAUCAAUAAUUGGAGUGAAAGCUUAACAGAAUAAGCUUAGUUGAUACUUA